UCGCUGCAUGANGUUGCACCUUUACACAUGCGCAAUACAGCUUAAAAAGAACAAAUAUCAUUCAAGAUGCUCUCUCUCUUGGAUCACGUGUCAACAUAGAACAGCGUACGUGUCAGGAUAUUUCGAAAUGAACGAUUCCAAAUUUAAGAAGCAUAAAGUCUCUAAGAAGACGAAAAAAUCAUGGAGGAAACAUAUUGAUACAAAGGAUAUAGAUGCAUUCCUUGAUAAUAAUAGAUUUGAAGAACGUUUGGGUAUCACUCUAACUAAACUGACAGAUGCUGAGUUAUAUACUGUUGACAAAACUAAUGCUACUGAAAAUUUAACUUCCAAAUGUGCUACUAGAUUAGCAUUAAAGAAUAAAGAACCAAGAUGUUUUGCGUCUUUGAAAUCACAUACACAUGUUCCUGAUCCAAUUUCUAAACGAAACCAAGUUAGGAUGAAAAAAGAACGCAUGAAUUCUAUAUUACAGCCACAUGAAAUAGAAAGAAGAAAAAAGGGCAUUCUUAAAUUAAAAGAAAAGGAAGCAUUGAAAAAUAGAAUGCUUGCAAAAGCAGCUUUACAGAAUCAGCCUAUAAGAGGAGAAAUUAAAGAUGAUAUAUGGAAUACUACUAAUGACUUAUUACCAGAAACAGUUGCUAAAUGGAUGUCUUCAGAUAGCAUUAGGCAUACAAUUAAUUAUUUAGAUGAAAAAAAAAAAUUGCCUUUACAGAAAAAGCCAUCUGUUAUACCAGUAAUAGAAAUACCACAUCCAGGUACAUCUUAUAAUCCAUCAUACACUGAUCAUCAAGAAUUGUUGCAUGAAAUCAUACAGAAAGAAUUAGAAUUGAUGAAACAAAAAGAACAUUUGGACAGAGUCACAACUCAGAUGUUUGAAAAGAUUUCAUUAAAAAAAAGAGAUGAACAUAUGAUGAAAGAAAUGUUAGAGGGUUUGCUUGAAAAUAAACAAAUAACAGAAGAUUUAAAGUUAAUUGAGAAAGAUAAUUAUGAAAAAGAAGAUUCUUCCAUUGUAAAAGCAAACAGUAAAUUUGUAAAGAAUACCAAAAAGACUCUUGUACAAAGAAGAAAACAACAAGAACAAAAACAAGCGGCUAAUGAACGUAUAUUGGCUAAGCUCGAGAAAAAAAAAAUUUCCGAUAUUUAUAAAUUAAAAACUCUACAAAAGCAAAUAGAAGCUGAGGAAAAAAAGCAAGUAUUUUUACAACAAAAACGAAUGAAAAAGUGUGAGAGGGAAUCGGUUAUGCCAAAGAUUCUGAGUAAAACAAAAUUUGAACCCAUUGAUCCUGAUUUCCAGCUUGCAGAAGAAUUAACUGGCAAUUUAAGGAACUGUAAACCUUCUAAGAAUUUACUGAAAGAACGAUAUAAGUCACUUCAACAAAGAAACAUUAUUGCCCCUACUGUCAUAAAAUUGAAACGAGACAAAGCAAGGAUGAAGAAAUUUAUAAAGCCAGAUCAUAAAAUACACUUGGAUGAUUAAGGAAAUUAUAAUAUGAUAACAAUGAAAAGGAUUUAAUUAAUUUGAAUAUUAUUACAUAUAUACAUUUUCUUUAUUUUAUUUAUUUAUAAAUAUGAUUCAUGUUGUACUUAAAAAUUUAGAAAUUAGGAGAUAUUAGAUAAUUCAUCAGUGUUACCAUGAUUUUGACCUUUUCAAUGAACAAUCUCAAAUUCAGCUUUA
This is a messenger RNA of Pogonomyrmex barbatus (red harvester ant), 1672 nucleotides long. Its product is annotated as ribosome biogenesis factor Nop53. Gene Ontology annotation, cellular component: nucleolus. NCBI's taxonomy places the organism in Eukaryota, Metazoa, Arthropoda, Insecta, Hymenoptera, Formicidae. Gene Ontology annotation, biological process: rRNA processing; ribosomal large subunit assembly. Gene Ontology annotation, molecular function: 5S rRNA binding. The record is from RefSeq and is a predicted model, not a curated record.